AUGGAGAACAUCCAGACUGAUAACACAGAGAACAUCCAGACUGAUAACACAGAGAACAUCCAGACUGAUAACACAGAGAACAUCCAGACUGAUAACACAGAGAACAUCCAGACUGAUAACACAGAGAACAUCCAGACUGAUAACACAGAGAACAUCCAGACUGAAAACACAGAGAACAUACAGACUGAUAACACAGAUAACAUACAGACUGAAAACACAGAGAACAUCCAGACUGAUGAUACAGAGAACAUACAGACUGAUAACACAGAGAACAUCCAGACUGAUAACAUAGAGAACAUCCAGACUGAUAACACAGAGAACAUCCAGACUGAUAACACAGAGAACAUACAGACUGAUAACACAGAGAACAUACAGACUGAUAACACAGAGAACAUCCAGACUGAUAACACAGAGAACAUCCAGACUGAUAACACAGAGAACAUCCAGACUGAUAACACAGAGAACAUCCAGACUGAUAACACAGAGAGCAUACAGACUGAUAACACAGAGAACAUCCAGACUGAUAACACAGAGAACAUACAAAUAGAAAACACAGAGAACAUCCAGACUGAUAACACAGAGAACAUACAGACUGAUAACACAGAGAACAUCCAGACUGAUAACAUAGAGAACAUCCAGACUGAUAACACAGAGAACAUCCAGACUGAUAAUACAGAGAACAUCCAGAAUGAUAACACAGAGAACAUCCAGACUGAUAACACAGAGAACAUCCAGACUGAUAACACAGAGAACAUCCAGACUGAUAACACAGAGAGCAUACAGACUGAUAACAUAGAGAACAUCCAGACUGAUAACACAGAGAAGAACAUCCAGAAUGAUAACACAGAGAACAUCCAGACUGAUAAUACAGAGAACAUCCAGACUUAUAACACAGAGAUCAUCCAGACUGAUAACACAGAGAACAUACAAAUAGAAAACACAGAGAACAUACAGACUGAUAACACAGAUAUCAUCCAGACUGAUAACACAGAGAACAUCCAGACUGAUAACACAGAGAACAUCCAGACUGAUAACACAGAGAACAUCCAGACUGAUAACACAGAGAACAUCCAGUCUGAUAACACAGAGAACAUCCAGACUGAUAACACAGAGAACAUACAGACUGAUAACACAGAGAACAUCCAGACUGAUAACACAGAGAACAUCCAGACUGAUAACACAGAGAACAUCCAGACUGAUAACACAGAGAACAUCCAGACUGAUAACACAGAGAACAUCCAGACUUAUAACACAGAGAACAUCCAGACUUAUAACACAGAGAACAUCCAGACUGAUAACACAGAGAACAUCCAGACUGAUAACACAGAGAACAUACAGACUGAUAACACAGAGAACAUACAGACUGAUAACACAGAGAACAUCCAGACUGAUAACACAGAGAACAUCCAGACUGAUAACACAGAGAACAUCCAGACUGAUAACACAGAGAAUAUCCAGAAUGAUAACACAGAGAACAUGCAGACUGAUAACACAGAGAACAUCCAGACUGAUAACACAGAGAACAUCCAGACUGAUAACACAGAGAACAUACAGACUGAUAACACAGAGAACAUCCAGAAUGAUAACACAGAGAACAUCCAGACUGAUAACACAGAGAUCAUCCAGACUGAUAACACAGAGAACAUCCAGAAUGAUAACACAGAGAACAUACAAAUAGAAAAUACAGAGAACAUCCAAAUAGAAAAUACAGAGAACAUCCAAAAAGAAAACUCAGAGAAUAUCCAAAAAGAACACUUGGAAAACAUCCAUAAAGAACACUUGGAAAACAUCCAUAAAGAACACUUGGAAAACAUCCAUAAAGAACACUUGGAAAACAUCAAAAAGAACACACACAGAACACCCAAAAAGAGAAAAAAAUAA
Messenger RNA from Mytilus trossulus (common blue mussel), 1881 nucleotides. RefSeq names its product protein PFC0760c-like. The transcript has 3 exons. Lineage: Eukaryota; Metazoa; Mollusca; Bivalvia; Mytilida; Mytilidae. The record is from RefSeq and is a predicted model, not a curated record. Bases 1 to 1881 code for a protein of 626 amino acids.